Vitis vinifera (wine grape) is the source of this 3147-nucleotide messenger RNA. RefSeq names its product retrovirus-related Pol polyprotein from transposon RE1. The record is from RefSeq and is a predicted model, not a curated record. The transcript has 3 exons. The coding region runs from base 1 to 3147 and encodes 1048 amino acids. Gene Ontology annotation, molecular function: zinc ion binding; nucleic acid binding. Lineage: Eukaryota; Viridiplantae; Streptophyta; Magnoliopsida; Vitales; Vitaceae.
AUGUGGGAGGAUCUCAAAGAAAGAUAUGCUGUUGGAAAUGCUCCGAGGGUUCAUCAACUCAGAAGUGAAAUCGUGAACUUGAAACAAGAAGGAAUGACAGUUGCUGCAUAUUAUGCCAAAAUAAAAGGCAUGUGGGAUGAAUUAAAUCAAUACAUUGAGAUACCUGAGUGCACUUGUGGAGCAGCUCAAGCAAUAGUGAAAAGCAGAGAAGAUGAGAAGGCACAUCAGUUUCUCAUGGGUCUAGAUGACACUACAUUCGGGACUGUGAGAUCGUCUAUCUUAGCCCUUGAUCCCUUACCUACGUUGGGAAAAAUAUAUGCAAUGGUUACACAAGAAGAACGCCAUCGUAGCAUGGCCAGAGGAGCUUAUCGUGCUGAAAUAACAGUUUUUGCAGCGAAGACAGAGAAACUUGGGGGACAAACAAAUAAAAGUGGGAGCUGUACACAUUGCGGAAAGACGGGACAUGAUGUUGCAGAUUGCUUUCAACUAAAAGGAUAUCCCGACUGGUGGCCAACACGCCAGAUGGGACGAGGAAGGGGACGUGGAUGUGGCCGCAACAGUUAUGCUGGAAGAGGAGCAACUUCAGGACGCGUUCAUUAUGCAAAUGCAGUUGCUGAAGCAGAUACGCAAGAAAAAGGACAGUGCGUUGGACAUGAUGUGGAACGUAGUAUAAUCCCAGGACUGAAUGAUGACAACUUCCAAAAACUCAUGGCUCUACUCAGAAAUGGAAGCAGUAAUGCAGAAAAACUGACCGGUAAGAAUAAAAUUGUGGAAGAAUGGAUAUUGGAUAGAGGUGCAUCCGUGCAUAUGACAGGAAGGAGAGAUUUGUUCGAUUGGCUACGUAAAUGGGAGACAGCAUGCGUGGGACUACCUGAUGGAACAAAAACAGUAGCAAAUAAAAUGGGAUAUGACCGCACUUCGAGGAAUCCGAUUGGAGUGGGUAAGCUAAGGAAUGGAGUGUACUACUACAAGCCAUUACAAGGAGAGAAGGUGAAUGCAGUGAAAGUAGAAGAAAAGUACGAAUUGUGGCACAGGAGGUUAGGGCAUCCUUCAGAUCGUGUUUUAGCUUCCAUUCAUAGUUUAGGAAAUAAUGUGAUGAAGGGAAUUGAGGAUUAUGUUUAUGGAAAGACGCCUUAUGAAAUAUUAUUUGGCGAGAAACCGAAUUAUGAGCACCUGAGAGUCUUUGGUAGUUUGUGUUAUGCCCAUAAAAAGUCACGUAGUAAUGAUAAAUUUGAUGCUAGAAGCCGGCGAUGCGUAUUUGUAGGUUAUCCCUAUGGAAAGAAAGGAUGGAAACUUCACGAUCUAGAAACCAAAGAACAAUUUGAGAGUAGGGAUGUAAUAUUUCAUGAAACAAUUUUUCCUUUUUGUCAAAGCAGCAAGGGAGAUAAGGAACAAAAAUUCCAGAACAAUGGGAACAUAGAAUCUUACAUUGAAGAUGAUGAUGUCAUAGUAAAGAAAACAUGUGAAAGAGAGAGUGAGAAAAAUAUUGAAAGGGAGAAAGGGGAAGAAAAUAUGGAGACAGGAGAGGAUCAAAGCCAGGGGGAGAUGCUUGGUAGGGGACAUAGACAACACAAAGAACCGAGACAUCUCCAAGAUUAUAUAUGUUAUUCGGCUAGAAGCUUAAGUACACUUUGUUCCAAGGCAAGCUCAAUCCAAAAGGUACCCUCAGGUAAGCCUUAUCCUAUUGCGAAUUAUGUGACUUAUACAAAAUUUUCUGUUGGCCAUCGAGCUUUUCUUGCAGCAAUAAAUAUUGAAAAGGAACCAAGAACUUACAAAGAAGCGGUUAUAGACAACAGAUGGAGAGAAGCCAUGGCAAAGGAAAUUGAAGCAUUAGAGACUAAUCAGACGUGGAAAGUAGUUGACCUACCGCCAGAAAAGAAAGCAAUAGGAUGCAAGUGGAUAUACAAAAUAAAAUACAACGCGGAUGGAUCAAUCGAGCGGUACAAAGCGAGGUUAGUGGCGCAGGGAUUUACACAGAUUGAAGGAAUAGACUAUCAAGAGACGUUUUCUCCAGUGGCAAAAAUGACAAGUGUAAGGUGCUUUCUAGCUGUAGCAGUGGCAAAAAGAUGGGAAUUACACCAAAUGGACGUAAACAACGCAUUUCUACACGGAGACCUUGAAGAAGAAGUAUAUAUGAAGCUGUCAGAAGGGUUCAAGGCCACUGGAAAGAACAAAGUUUGCAAGUUACAAAAAUCGUUGUAUGGAUUGAAACAGGCAUCGAGACAAUGGUUUGCGAAACUCACGACAGCUUUGAAAGAAUAUGGUUUUCAACAAUCAUUGGCUGAUUAUUCACUCUUUACUUAUCGACGUGGAAACAUAGUGAUGAACCUAUUGGUAUAUGUGGAUGAUUUAAUAUUGGCUGGGAAUGACAACAAAGUAUGCGAAGCUUUCAAAAACUUUCUUGAUAGAAAAUCUGGAAUCAAGAAUCUGGGACAAUUGAAAUACAUUCUUGGAAUCGAGGUGGCAAGAGGCAAGGAUGGAUUAUUUUUAUCACAACGAAAAUAUUCUUUAAACAUUAUAAAGGAAUGUGGGCUGUUAGGAGCGAGACCAGUGGAAUUUCCAAUGGAAGAAAACCACAAACUAGCACUUGCUAAUGGGAGAUUGCUAAAUGACCCAGGAAUGUACAGGCGACUCGUGGGACGAUUGAUAUACUUGACUGUAACAAGGCCAGACCUGACGUAUGUUGUUCAUGUUUUGUCACAAUUCAUGCAAAGCCCACGGGAAGAACACCUAGAUGCAACUUAUAGAGUUGUUCGAUAUCUGAAGAAAGGACCAGGUCAAGGAAUAGUUUUGAAAGUAGAUAAUGAUCUUCAGCUUUAUUGUUAUUCAGAUUCGGACUGGGCAAGUUGUCCAUUAACAAGACGAUCAAUUAGCGGAUGUUGCGUUAAACUUGGGACAUCACCAAUUUCGUGGAGGUGCAAAAAGCAAGGAACUAUAUCAAGAUCUUCAGUAGAAGCAGAGUACUGUUCCAUGGCAAUGGCAGCAAGCGAGUUAACAUGGCUAAAAUCACUUCUUGCAUCAUUGGGAGUGCUUCAUGAUAAGCCAAUGAAAUUAUACUGUGAUAAUAAGGCUGCUUUACACAUUGCAGCAAAUCCCGUAUUCCAUGAGAGGACCAAACACAUCGAAAUAGAUUGUCAUUUUGUUUGA